Molecule: messenger RNA, 6650 nt
Organism: Salmo salar (Atlantic salmon)
Lineage: Eukaryota; Metazoa; Chordata; Actinopteri; Salmoniformes; Salmonidae
Source: RefSeq, a predicted model, not a curated record
CUGUACUUCGUCGGGCCACAACCCUCUGACGUCGACUUCAAAACACUUCCGUAAAUAUUCCACUCCGUUUUUAGUGUACUAGCUAGCAUACGAAGUGUUUGGAAAUAUUUCUUUUUUGCUACAUUUAUCUAAAUAGAAUGAAGGCCAAGGGAUUUGCAGUAGCCCAUCACCAGUAAAGGUAAAGCGUUAGUUAGCCUAGCAGGUAAACGGACAACUAACCUAGUUAGCUGGGACACACUCUUUUUUUUCUCAACCACUUCGAUAGAGCUACGACCGGAAAUGAUAUUAAUAGCAGGUUAGGAGGGCAGUUUUGCUAACCAUAAUUAUUUUCAUAACCUUAUUAACAAAAUUGUCCUAACCUGCUACACUGAUUCUCAUAACCCGUUGCGUAAUAAUUUGUCCUAAUCUGCUACGAGAAAGGUAACUUCCGGUCGUAGCUGUAUCGAAGUGGCGUGAAGAGUGUUUCUCAUAGUUAGAUAGCUACAUCUCCAAAUACGAUGUAGGCAUUUGCAGGCACUUGGCUAGCUCAUUUAUAUAGGGGAAAUUACAUUAUCUGUCUAGCUCAUUUAGAAAUGAAUGUCAUCGGGGGGUUUUGAUUAGUUUGUCUUUUGUAGAGACAUUGGUGCAAAAUGGAUGUUGACGUUAAACUAGAGGAAGAUGAGAGGGAGAUAUCCCAAACAAUAAUUUGGUCUGAUUCGAUUAAUGCCUGGAUAGAUUACCCAAAUUCAACAUUGUCAGGAAACACAGAAACAGGUUACCAUGUGGGUUUACUGAAAGAUAAUUCACAUGUACAUCCCAUCAGUCCCCAAACAACAAGCCAAGGGCAGAUUUUACGUAUUUUUCCUGAAAUGACCGGAGCAAGUGAUGUGGAGAACAGGGCUGUCAAAGUGGUUUAUUUCUGUAAAGAUCAAGAUACCAUCGGCACAUCUGAAGUUAAUUCAAUCAAAGAGCGAUCGUGGCAUUUAGCACCAUCCAGUGAUAUUCUGACAGGACAUGCAUCCGCCUUCAGUGGUUAUUUUGAAGCUGAAAUCAACCCAACUUCGCAGGUUUCUUGCCAAACACAGACCCAGAUCAAUAAUGAAUUGCCCUCUGACAAUGUUAAUAUCCCAAGCCAUAGUACUGCCAUUCAUUCUGUGCUAACCUCACCUGCUACAGAAAGCGGCUGUAAUUUAGCUGUAUCUACUAGGCCUAUUCUUCCAGAAUAUUGUGAGCCAUUGAACUUUCCCUCUGAUGAAGAGGAAAACUACAAUGUCAAUUUAAGACAAAGACUACAAUGCCAGAAAACGUUAGAGGAUAAAUAUAUACGUCAGUGUCGUGGCAGUUACUCAAGACCAAACCUAAGAAAGUUUGGGAAAUACUGGAAAGAUCCAUACGCCAAGUGCAAGGAGAUGGGUGUAGAUUUCAAUGUUGGAUCAGGAGCGAAACAGAAACUUGAUUUGCAUUUACUGACAUUUGGUGUAAUGCUUGAGGUGUCAGAAUAUGCUAGAAACAUUAAUAGAUCUCGCCCUCAUGUUAUCUUUGAUAUUCUAGAUUACAACUUUGGUCUUGGUGUACAAAAUGAACAACAAUAUGACUUUUCAAACAAGAUAGAAAAGAAAUUAAAAGAAAUGCUGAAGAUGCAUUCCAAGAGAACACCUGCGUGGUUAACAGAAGUGUUUGAACUUCCUGAUCCAAAGACGGUUAAAGUUUUGGAAUACUCCCUUAAAUGGGCACAGUUCUAUUUACAAAACAGCUGGUCAAAUCCUACACCGUUUGACAUUUGCAUAAAGGAGGAGCCUGUUGUUGGCCUGAUCUCUCCUCUGCAUGUGACGACAGAGAGCUUCUCUACCGAGACAGAUGUAACACGAUGUGCUGAUGAGACUGCAAUCCUUGGCCCUGAAAAUGGACGUAAUGAUAUCUGCACAAGGUAUGAACCUGAUAUGGGCAUCGUCUAUCCUCAACAUGUCCAGGCGGACACCUUCACAUCUCAGACAGAUAUAACAAUGGGCCAAUCCUUAAUAAUGCCCACUGUAGAAGAAGCAUUGAGGGACCUCUACCCCAUCUGUAAGGAAAAAGGACUUGACAUUGUUGUGAAAUCAAAAUAUGGGAAAGCUGAGAAACUUGACUUGCAUCUAUUGACCAGAGAUGUAAUGUUUGAAUUGGCUGAUUUUGCCUCACAAGUGUGUGGAAAUUGGAAGCAGAUUGUGUGUGAGGUUCUCGAGCAUAAUUUUGAUUUGGAUUUAAAAAGUGGUAAAACUGAGCUGGCUGAAGAUAUUAUGGGAAGGUUAAGAGCAGUUUUGCAGCGCAAGACGGGUAAAAACGGUACAUGGAGAUGGGAACUUGAAAAUGAAGCUUUCUUCUUAAAGAAGUCACGCAAACGAAAGAAUCCUGCAGAGAUGUCCAGUAACCAGAAGGUCACUACAGCAUCACUUGAGCCAAAAUACCAAAUGAAAGAAGUAUCAAAAAGAAGGAGAUUGAAUUUAAUGAGGAAGAAGAAAGACAUGGACAUGUUUGUAACCAAGGAGACUGAGGGAGGCCAUUUUUUUGAAGUCAUACAAAUAGAACCUCAUUGUGUCAAAACAGAGAGAAUCUCUGAUGACACUGACCUUGCACUUUGUACUGAUGAAACAAAGCAAAUUGGUAACAACAAUGUAGACCAAUCAAAUGUGACGUCUCACACCAAAAAAAUGGUGAAAGCCGAAGCGUGCUACCCACUCUGUGAGGAAAUAGGCGUGGACCUUGAUGUUGCAUCCAAACCUUCUAAAAAUAAACUGGAAUUUCACUUACUGACAAACGGUGUAAUAUUUGAGGUGUAUAAAUAUGCUAAGAUAAAAUCCUAUCAUAAAAAAGAAAAAAGAUUUGGCUAUAUUCUCUUUGAUAUUCUAAAAUAUAAUUUUGAUCUUAGUUUGCAAAAUCAGAGACGUAAUCUAUUUCAACUGCGUAUUAACUGUAAAGUGAAAAGAAUGGUUCAGAAACACAAACCUGAGCUCUUGGGAAAAGGAGAAAUCUCUAAAGAAGUGUUCAUACUACCGAGUGUGAUUAAAAGCCAAGCAAAAAAAAAAACUGUGCUUUCAGAUUAUUUUCCUGAAAAAAAUAUAGAACAAGAUGCAAGGCUGGUUUAUCCUCAUCAUAGUAAAGACACUAUCGCUGUGGAGACAGUUGAAACAAUCUCCACUGAUGAAGCAGUAAUGCUUGGCCAGGAUAAUGGACCUGCUGACAUCUGCAUAAAGGAGGAGUCUGAUCUUCACUCUGAGGUCAAACUGGUUUAUUUCUGCAAAGACCAAGAAACUGUCAGAACAUCUGAAGAGCAUUUGAUCAAAGAUGGAUCAUGGCAUGGAUCAACACCCAGUAAUAUUCUGACUGGAAAUGUAUUCAGCCUUCCACAGUCGCCACUACCAGCUGCAGAAAGUGGUCCUUUCGGAAGUAAAAUCAAGUCAACAUCACAGAUAUAACCAGAAGGUCCCUGCAGCAUCACUUGAGCCAAAAUACCAUAGGCUCACAGAAGUAACAGGGGGAAAAAAGGGAUUUAAUGAGGAUAAAUAAAUGUUUAUAGCCAAGAAGGAAAAGAAAGUUGUCAGACAAGUAGAACCUCAUUGAGAUGAGAUGGAGAGCAUCUGCCAAGGAAAAGAAAAGCACUUCCUGACUGAGCUCUCAGGGAAAAGAAAAGCACUUCCUGACUGAGCUCUCAGGGAAAAGAAAAGCACUUCCUGACUGAGAUCUCAGGGAAAAGAAAAGCACUUCCUGACUGAGCUCUCAGGGAAAAGAAAAGCACUUCCUGACAGAUCUCAGGGAAAAGAAAAGCACUUCCUGACUGAGAUCUCAGGGAAAAGAAAAGCACUUCCUGACUGAGCUCUCAGGGAAAAGAAAAGCACUUCCUGACUGAGAUCUCAGGGAAAAGAAAAGCACUUCCUGACUGAGCUCUCAGGGAAAAGAAAAGCACUUCCUGACUGAGCUCUCAGGGAAAAGAAAAGCACUUCCUGACUGAGCUCUCAGGGAAAAGAAAAGCACUUCCUGACUGAGAUCUCAGGGGAAAAAAAGAUGCAAGAUGGAAAGAAAAGUCUGAUCUGCUCCCUAGGGAAAAGCCAGUUUCUUAUUUGCCUGGGGGAAAAAAAGAUUGAUAUUGUUAUAUGUGAUGAAGUGCAACACGAGGUGGAUUCUUACUGAACUUUCAAAAUGCUUUGUAGUUGAGACUGGUUCUGAGAAGAAAUGCUAACAAAUCCUUGCUGAAUACAGAUCAGACAUCCUAGGAUUUGGGGGCUAUUAUAUUGGUCUUUUGGAUCAUACUUGGAAUGUGAAAAGGUUCCUAAUGUUAGUUUUAGGUCUCCCUGAAGUCCGUAGACUUCCAUUCUAUUACUCACCCUAGAACAGUCAACAAGCCUAACACGGAUGUGUAUUCAUUAGGCAUACUGUAGCUAAAUGUUUAAUGGGGAGUCAACAAGCCUAACACAGAUGUGUAUUCAUUAGGCAUACUGUAGCUAAAUGUUUCAUGGGUAGUCAACAAGCCUAACACAGAUGUGUAUUCAUUAGGCAUACUGUAGCUUAAAUGUUUCAUGGGGAGUCAACAAGCCUAACACACAUGUGUAUUCAUUAGGCAUACUGUAGCUAAAUGUUUAAUGGGGAGUCAACAAGCCUAACACAGAUGUGUAUUCAUUAGGCAUACUGUAGCUAAAUGUUUCAUGGGGAGUCAACAAGCCUAACACAGAUGUGUAUUCAUUAGGCAUACUGUAGCUAAAUGUUUAAUGGGUAGUCAACAAGCCUAACACAGAUGUGUAUUCAUUAGGCAUACUGUAGCUAAAUGUUUAAUGGGGAGUCAACAAGCCUAACACAGAUGUGUAUUCAUUAGGCAUACUGUAGCUAAAUGUUUCAUGGGGAGUCAACAAACCUAACACAGAUGUGUAUUCAUUAGGCAUACUGUAGCUAAAUGUUUCAUGGGGAGUCAACAAGCCUAACACAGAUGUGUAUUCAUUAGGCAUACUGUAGCUAAAUGUUUCAUGGGGAGGCUACACUAACGCUUCUUGGACCAAUUCAGAAAUUGGUACACAAGGAGUAGCCUAGUCUUUUUAGGAUUAAGUGAAAAUAGGGAGACAAUAUAUUUUAAACGUAUUCGUAUUAAGGGUUUUAGUCUUUUGAAUAGUGGAUUUUUGCAGAUUGCCUUGGCCUUCCUUCCUGUUUAACUGUUGAUGUCUGGUCUCGCUGUAGAGAAUGAAUACAGCAGGAUUAUUGCGAGACUUAUUUUUUUUCUCUUAACUAUUUUACACCGUAUUCAUUGAUGAGACAAACUCGACUACUUUUACAAGCCUCUAUAUAGAAGAAAACUUCUGAUCUUUUUUUGUUUAGAAAUAAAAAGACAAACAGAUAUAUUUUAUUUUGUAAGAGUAUGCAUUAGUGAAAUAACCUACUAUGAUGGGUCAUGUUUUUAUCUUUUUUUUUUAUCAGUGGGCUAUUUUGAUUUUUUUUUUUUUGCCCUUUUUUUGUGGAAAGGUUAAGAGACUGCAUCAAGACCUGCCUUACUGUUACCCACAUGUUCCUGUUUUGAACAUGGAGCUAUUCUACCGUAAACUAAGAUUUUUUUAAUUUUUUUUAAGGAUACUUCCACUGACAUUCUUAGAGGUGUCAUUUUAUUGUGAGGAACUGCAUUUCGAUCAGAAUAGUUUUUCUGUUUUGUCCUCUGUUUUUGUGAGUGACUCAGUCACUCGUCUCAGUGCACAAGUCUCCCCUUUCUCCAGACAUGGCGUAUGAAUCAGAAUCCGUAGCUAGUUAUGACACGUGAGCUUCUGGAUGAAAAGCAGAGUAUCCCUAAAGCAGCGUGGUCGUAUCAUCCCUUCUCCAUGUUGGACUAAACACUUUCAACUCUACACAAGUGAAAACCCCAAAUCCCUAAAGUGGUGGAGAAGGAGGCCACCUACAGAAUGUUAGGAGCAGUGGCUUGUUCCCAGGAGACCAACACUUGAGGACGCAACUUCUGUCAUGAUGACGAGGUGGCAUCUCCGCUGAUCCUCUAUUUGCCAUACUAGAGGGACAUGAAGUCUGACUCCAUCUUCAACAUGUGGACCUGCCCUGAUGAUGUUGGACACCACUGUUACACCUUCAGCCAUGUUGAUUUCCUGUCAGACUGGGUUUUUUAUUUUUUACUCCUUUCCAUGGACGGACUGACCUUUUACCAGAACAGGAAUACAAUGUUUAUCAGACCCUCCUCACCAGUGGACUAACUACUCAAACUGGUCGUGAAGUCACAGGAAAUAGACUGAUCUGUUAGGAGGGAUGCAGCAUUCUAAUCCUGGUUAGAUUAUAGUUAUAAGGAGAGUUCAGGUAGUAACCAGUACAUUGAGAUAAAUGUAGAUGUCCACACUCUGGACAAUAUAAAAGGCUUUGGAGAGGGACCACGUUUUCAGGAGAAGGAUAACAGGACCUUGUCCAGAAACAACCCCCAGCUCUGUAUGCAACUGUAUGCACAAUUCCCUGAUUCUAUUAAAUAAUGUAUUACAUUGCCUUUAUAAAAUUUCCUGUACACAUCACAUUUUAGAAAUUCAAUGGUCAUGAAAUUAUUAUUAUUUUUUCCGCAUUUACACUGUUUGGCCUUUUGUCGUGGAAUUGUUUGUGUGCAUCUUAAGAGUGGAAACCCUGUGUAUAGAUCUGAAAUGAUUCGCUCUUUAAACAUUUCAUCUAGCCUA